This is a messenger RNA of Grosmannia clavigera kw1407, 1437 nucleotides long. RefSeq names its product serine/threonine-protein kinase. Bases 1 to 1437 code for a protein of 478 amino acids. The record is from RefSeq and is a predicted model, not a curated record. Gene Ontology annotation, biological process: peptidyl-serine dephosphorylation; double-strand break repair via homologous recombination. Gene Ontology annotation, molecular function: protein serine/threonine phosphatase activity. Gene Ontology annotation, cellular component: cytoplasm; nucleus. The transcript has 4 exons. NCBI's taxonomy places the organism in Eukaryota, Fungi, Ascomycota, Sordariomycetes, Ophiostomatales, Ophiostomataceae.
AUGAGUGACCUCGACCAGGCAAUUGCCCAGCUGCGGGCAUGCCGCCCCAUCCCGGAGGAGCAGGUGCGCGAGCUCUGCCACAAGGCGCGCGAGCUUUUGAUUGAGGAAGGCAAUGUGGUGACAGUGACGGCGCCGGUGACGAUAUGCGGCGACAUCCAUGGCCAGUUCCACGAUCUCAUGGAGCUCUUCCGAGUCGGAGGCGACGUGCCCGACACCAACUACCUAUUCAUGGGCGACUUUGUCGACCGCGGAUUCUACUCGAUUGAGACCUUUCUCCUCCUGCUCUGUCUCAAGGUUCGGUAUCCAGACCGGAUGACGCUGAUACGCGGGAACCACGAGUCGCGGCAGAUAACGACGGUGUACGGCUUCUACGACGAGUGUCUGCGCAAAUACGGCAGCGCCAAUGUGUGGCGAUACUGCUGCGACGUGUUCGACUAUCUGGCGCUGGGCGCCAUUGUGCUGGGCACGUCCAACAUGUUGGGCCCGCCCAACGACUCGGUCAACGCGCAGGACUACAUUAACCAGCAGGUCGAGAUUGAGGUCUGUAACUCGGACGGCGAGAUCGUCAGUCGGUUCACGCGCCGGCCGCGGGGCGGUCCUGGCAGUCGCGGCUCCGGCCUGACAGCCCACCAGCAACUGCGGCGACAGUUGGCAUCGUCGGGCCAGAACGGCAUGCUCUUGUCAGCCGACGGCGACAUCUCGAUGGGUGGCGGCAGCAACGGCUACGGCCAUGGCAGCAACGGGCUCGGGCUCGGGCUUGGACUCGGAAAGGAGAACGGCAACAGCGGUGGCAGCGGAGCCGGAGACGGCGGCCUGACCGGUCCACCAGGAUCGGGGGCCUCGGGAUCGAGCGGCGGGUCGGCGGGCAAUCCGGCAGGCGCGGUACUCUGCGUGCAUGGCGGGCUCAGUCCCCUGAUCGACACGGUCGAUAAGAUCCGGCUGCUCGACCGCAAGCAGGAGGUGCCGCACGAGGGAGCCAUGUGCGAUCUGCUCUGGUCAGACCCCGACGAUAUUGACGGUUGGGGCCUGUCGCCGCGCGGAGCCGGCUUCCUGUUCGGGGCCAAUAUCGUCAAGGCGUUCAACUACCGCAACGACCUCAGCCUGGUCGCCCGCGCGCACCAGCUGGUCAUGGAGGGCUUCAAGGAGAUGUUUGACGCUACCAUUGUGACCGUCUGGUCGGCGCCCAACUACUGCUACCGCUGCGGGAACAUUGCCGCGCUGCUAGAGCUGUCCGAGGACACGGCCGGCUUCGGCAGCUUCUCGCGCAGCAACGGAGACGCCAACCGCAGUUCGCAAGGCGCCCAGCGCACCUCGCUCGAGGAUACACAGCCCUGGCUGGACAGCGGCCCCGGUCGUCGCUACCGUGUCUUUGCUGCCGCGCCCCAGGACUCCCGCGGCAUGCCAGCCAAGAAGCCCGUGGCCGACUACUUUCUCUGA